UGGUGGUUUCUGCUUACGAGCGAGCGUGAAUGUGAGCGUGAGUGUGAGCGUAAGCAGCGACUGAGAACGCAAGUGUGGGAGAGAAGUUGCUUAACCAGAAGAGCCGUAAACACAACAAACGCUGCAACAAUUCAAAUCAGUUUUUGGCGGUACGCGCACCAAGGCGGUUCGUUCGUUUAGCUGCGGCGCACAAAUAAAAUUUAACUUGAAAACUCUCGCAGUCGAAGUCGAACAGCUCAUUGCUGAGUUUAGUGUGCGUAUAAAUUUUUGGCGCGUAGAGCCAAACAAAAAUUUGUUUUAAAACGAGUUCUGUGCAAAUAAAUUAAGCAAAGAGGCAAACUAUGCAUUAAGCUGGCUAAUUUGAGAGUUGGGAACUUUGCUAAUUGAAGUGGAAUUCUAGUGAAAUUUAUAUGUGAUGGCUGCCACGCCUACAAUUGUGUUUGAAAACGGCACCAUGCUGGGCGCCAUGAGCGAGCAACGGAAGCUGCCAGCGACGGCAACUCCAACAUUUGUCAUACCGGAAAUUGUGAUUAGCAGCAGUCAAAGCAGCAACAGCCUCAAUCGCAGUCGCAGCGAUAUGACUGCGAUGCAGCCAAAUGCCCAUGAGGAAUGCACUGCACUCUUGGACUAUCAGCAGCAGCAACAGACACAACAACAGCAGCAGCAGCUGGGCGAGGAGGAUACAGAGUUUGAGCAAUUCAUUUUGAAUCGCACCACAUCCGAGAGUAAUAUGCUCGAGUCAAGCAUCUACAGUGAGCUGCAAUUUCCGCACUCAGUGCCAGCAGCACAAACAACAACAACAACAACAGCAGCAGCAACCAACAAUAUGACGGCGGCAACACAACCACCCACCACGCUGGUUGACAUGCUUAAUACGAGCGCCUGUUCGCGCUCCGAUUCACGCCAGAGCAAGCGCACGCGUCGCAAGCUGCACAAGUCGCGGAGUAAGUGCAGCAGCAAUGUGGCAAUUGCGGUUGCUGGCGCGGGCGCCACAACGGCAGCGACAACAACCAGCGUGGCGCCACCUGUUGGCAGCUAUCCACCGCAAUACACAACCAUCUUUCUGGAUCACAAUGGAGCAGCAGCCGGCGCAACGCCAUUCCUCAACGCCAGCGCCGUCAAUCCGGAGUCCGCUGCCAGCUAUCUGCAGCAGUAUCAACAGUUUUAUCAACAGAACGUUGGACUAACCCAUGCCCAUCAUCAUCAUCAUUUGCAUCAUGCGCGCAGAACGCUUUUGGACGUUGCUGUACCGCUGGCCGGCAGCAGCGCCGACGGUUUGAGCGCCGCCGGCAACAAUUUGGCCAGCACGAAUCUCAACAUGUCCAACUUGGCUAAUGGUGUGCUGAGCAACGCGGAGCUGGGCUCAACGCCCCUGGGCUAUAAUUUUCGCAAAUGGUUUGCGCGUCCUUCGUUGCCUUUUGUGAUUGGCAUAUUUGCUCUGGGGGGCGUGGCCUGCACGCUGGGUGGCAUUGUGCUGGGCUCCACGGGUCUGAUUGAGCACUCGACGCAGUAUCUGAGCGCAGCGCUGCUAAUGAUUGGCAUUGGUGUAUCCUUGCUGGUCAUUUCGGGCGCCAUUUGGCGUCUGAGUCUGCCGGACGAUGUGGAUGAUUGUCCCUGCUUCAGACGCAUGGAAACCUGCCGCAAUUGCAACAGUCCGCACUGCAAUAAUCGACUGCUGCCCGGCAGUUAUCUCUAUCCAGAGUUUCAGCAUCGUCCGCCGCCGCCUUCGUAUCUAACCUCGCUGAAUGAGUAUGCGUUUGUCUAUCAUCCGGGUGCACAUGCUCAGGCCGCCGCUUAUGCCACAGUGCGCAUGAAUACGCCGCCGCCGCUCUACCGCUCCACCUACUCCUUGAACACGUCGGCUGCACACAUGCUUAAUGCUGGCAUCUCGCUGCCGCCCACUGGGGAGCUGCAGGGUGAGGAGCCGUGCCAAGUGAUUUGCACACGUGAGGCGCUGAGUCAAACCUCGUUCAAGGAAAUCGACAUUGAUGAGGAGCAACAGGCGAAUGUGCCGCUGACGCGCGAGGCGCAAAGUCAAACGCUUUUCAAGGAGGUGGAGCUGGACUAAAGCAGCGGCAACUCUCAAUCUAUUUAACACAACAAGAACAAGCAACUCUGACUGAUUUUUAUACUAAACAUAUUCACAAACGUAACUUUAACACAUAUUGACAACUGUACAAAUUUAAUGUUAGUAGCAAUUAAGUAGUACCCAAGUGUAUAUAAUUUACAUAUAUAUUUAUAAAUGUCUGAGCAUCCUAUACACACACAUAUGUAGCGUAGACUGUGCGUUAUUUUUUUAAAUGCGCGCAAGCAACGUUUUUGUUUUUAAGUUUUAGCCAAAUGCUGCCUACGGCUACUUUGGCUUUUAUUUUAUUAUGUUGAUCAUAUAUUCCAAAAUGCCAAAUUUAAUAAUAAAUGUCAUCGAGUGGCCUGAAUGUGAA
Drosophila busckii is the source of this 2441-nucleotide messenger RNA. RefSeq names its product maker76. The transcript is spliced from 3 exons. The record is from RefSeq and is a predicted model, not a curated record. NCBI's taxonomy places the organism in Eukaryota, Metazoa, Arthropoda, Insecta, Diptera, Drosophilidae. The coding region runs from base 416 to 2068 and encodes 550 amino acids.